Molecule: messenger RNA, 879 nt
Organism: Condylura cristata (star-nosed mole)
Lineage: Eukaryota; Metazoa; Chordata; Mammalia; Eulipotyphla; Talpidae
Product: taste receptor type 2 member 31-like
Exons: 1
Coding region: 1-879 (292 amino acids)
Biological process (GO): sensory perception of taste; G protein-coupled receptor signaling pathway; detection of chemical stimulus involved in sensory perception of bitter taste
Cellular component (GO): membrane
Molecular function (GO): G protein-coupled receptor activity; bitter taste receptor activity
Source: RefSeq, a predicted model, not a curated record
AUGACCGGAUUUGUUCUGGGAAAUUUGGCCAAUGGCUUCAUAGUGCUGGUGAACUGCAUUGACUGGGUCAAAAGACAGAAGUUCUCCUGGACGGACGGAAUCCUAACUGGUUUGGCGGUCUCCAGAAUUGGUUUGCUUUGGGUAAUAUUAUUUUAUUCUUAUGCAUCUGUGUAUAAUUCAGUUCUACUAAUCUUAGGAAUAAGAACUAUUGUUAAUAUUAUGUGGAUAGUAAGCAACCAUUUUAAUAACUGGCUUGUUACAAUGCUCAGCAUAUUAUAUUUGCUCAAGAUAGCCAACUUCUCUAGUCAUAUUUUUCUUUAUUUAAAGUGGAGAGUUAAAAGUGUACUUCUCACCAUAAUGUUAGGGAGUUUGCUCUUUCUGGUGACUCACUUUGCAAUGGAAAGCGUGUGUGAGAAUAUGCUGACAAACACGUCUGAGGGAAACAUGACUUGGAAGAUCAAAUUCAGAGCCGUCAUCUGCCUGUCAAGUACGACUGUUUUCACUUUAGUCAUUGCCAUACCCUUUACCAUGUCCCUGAUAUCUUUUCUGUUACUAAUUUUCUCCCUGUGGAGACAUCUCAAGAGGAUGCAGCUUAGAGGUGAAGGGUCCCAAGACCUCAGCACCAAGAUCCACCUCAGAGCUUUGCAAACCAUCAUCUCAUUUCUCUUGAUGUUUGCUCUUUUCUUCAUGGCUCUCAUCAUCUCUGUUUGGAGCCCUAGUCACGUCCAGAGCAAACCCAUCCAUCUGUUAUGCCUGGCUGCAGGAACUCUGAAUCUUUUGAUCCACUCACUUAUCUUGAUUUGGGGAAACCAGAAGCCAAAGCAGGCCUGUGUGUCAUUCCUGAGGCAGCUGAGGUGCUGGCUGAAGAAAAGGAAAUAG